Zingiber officinale is the source of this 3259-nucleotide messenger RNA. Its product is annotated as coatomer subunit beta-1-like. Gene Ontology annotation, cellular component: cytoplasm; COPI vesicle coat. The coding region runs from base 176 to 3034 and encodes 952 amino acids. Lineage: Eukaryota; Viridiplantae; Streptophyta; Magnoliopsida; Zingiberales; Zingiberaceae. The record is from RefSeq and is a predicted model, not a curated record. Gene Ontology annotation, molecular function: structural molecule activity. Gene Ontology annotation, biological process: intra-Golgi vesicle-mediated transport; intracellular protein transport; endoplasmic reticulum to Golgi vesicle-mediated transport. The transcript has 4 exons.
GGAGUGUGGUUCCUCAUUCUGCUUCCCCGUCCUCGUUCCUCGCGAUCCAGAUCUUGCCCUCCUCCAUUCUUCCGACUCGUCCGCCUUCCCAGUUUCCGGCCUUCUUCUUCAGAUCUGUUCCAGAUCUAGAUUUCUCGCAUCUCCCCUGUGGACGAGGAGGAAUCGAACGCGUGCGAUGGAGAAGUCUUCCACCCUCCUGAUCCACUUCGACAAGGGGUCCGCCGCCAUGGCCAACGAGAUCAAGGAAGCUCUCGAGGGAAACGGCGCGGAGGCCAAGAUCGACGCCAUGAAGAAGGCCGUCAUGCUUCUUCUCAAUGGCGAGACCCUUCCCCAGCUCUUCAUCACCAUCGUCCGCUACGUCCUACCCUCCGAGGACCACACCGUCCAGAAGCUGCUCCUCCUCUACCUGGAGAUCAUCGACAAGACCGACGCUCGCGGUCGCGUCCUUCCGGAGAUGAUCCUCAUCUGCCAGAACCUCCGCAACAAUUUGCAACACCCCAAUGAGUACAUCCGUGGCGUCACGCUCCGCUUUCUCUGCCGCCUCUCUGAGCCCGAGAUUCUGGAGCCACUUGUUCCAUCUGUCCUCGCUAACCUCGACCAUCGACACCCCUUUGUCCGACGUCACGCUCUUCUCGCCAUUUCCGCCAUCUAUCGCCUCCCUGGCCAGGCCGGUGAGCAGCUUAUCCCCGACGCCCCAGAGCUUGUCGAGAAGGCGCUCGCCUCGGAGCAGGACCCUUCUGCCCGCCGCAACGCUUUCCUCAUGCUCGCUUCGUGUGCACAGGCCCGUGCCGUCGCCUACCUCCUCUCGCAAACGCACCAUGUCCCUGACUGGGGUGAACUCCACCAGAUGACUGCCCUCGACCUCAUCCGCAAGGUCUGCCGCUCCAAUCCCGCGGAAAAGGGCAAAUACAUCAAGAUCAUCAUUUCUCUCCUGAAUUCUUCCUCAGCUGCAGUUGUCUAUGAAAGCGCUGGUACACUUGUUUCCCUCUCCUCAGCCCCUACUGCUAUCCGGGCUGCAGCAAACACCUAUUGCCAACUCCUCGUUUCGCAGAGCGACAACAACGUGAAGCUCAUUGUGCUUGAUCGGCUCAAUGAGCUCAAGUCAUCGCACAGGGAGAUCAUGGUGGAUUUAAUCAUGGAUGUGCUUCGUGCACUCUCAAGUCCAAAUCUUGAUAUCACUCGCAAGACGCUCGACAUUGCUCUCGAGCUUAUCACAUCUAGGAACGUUGAUGAGGUGGUGCUUUUGCUCAAGAAGGAGGUGGUCAAGACUCAGAGCACCGAGCUCGAGAAGAAUGGGGAGUACCGGCAGAUGCUAGUUCAGGCAAUCCAUUCGUGUGCUAUCAAGUUCCCGGUGGUUGCAAGCACUGUUGUCCAUCUGCUGAUGGAUUUCCUUGGAGAUACAAACGUUGCUUCUGCUACUGAUGUGGUUCUGUUUGUGAGAGAAAUAAUUGAGGGAAACCCGAAACUCAGGGUUUCUAUUAUCACAAGGCUGCUCGACACGUUCUAUCAGAUCCGGGCUGCUAGGGUCAUCUCGUGUGCUCUUUGGAUUAUUGGUGAGUACUGCCUUUCAGUUCCAGAAGUUGAGAGUGGCUUUGAGGUAAUCAAGCAGAGCCUUGGAGAUCUUCCCUUUUACAGUGCCGCUGAAGAGGGGGCAACAGCUGAUGCAUCUAAGAAACCUCUGCAGAUCAACUCCUCUGUCACUGUUUCUUCGAAGCGCCCUAUGGUUCUGGCAGAUGGGACCUAUGCGACACAAAGUGCUGCUUCAGAAAUUGCCUUGUCUGCUCCACCAGUGCUUCCUGGGUCUUCAGGAUCACCUGGAAAUUUGAGAUCAUUGAUCCUAUCUGGUGACUUCUUUGUUGGAGCUGUUGUUUCUUGCACUCUGACUAAGCUGGUUUUGAGAUUGAAGGAGGUCCAUUUCUCCAAGUCUGAAGCAAACAAAGUGUGCACUGGGGCCUUGUUGAUCAUGACUUCAUUGUUACAAUUGGGACUGUCUUCAUUUCUUUCGCACCCUAUUGAUAAUGACUCAUAUGACAGGAUAUUGCUAUGCAUAAGAUUGCUCUGCAACAAAGAUGACAAGGUUCAGAAAAUAUGGCUGCAGUCAUGCCACCAGAGUUUUACAGAAAUGCUAGCAGAGAAACAGUUCCGAGAGGCUGAGGAUAUUAAAGAUAAAGCACAAGUUUCCUAUGCACAGCCCGAUGAUCUUAUUGACUUCUAUCAUCUGAAGAGCAGGAAGGGUAUGAGCCAGCUUGAGUUGGAGGAUGAGGUUCAAGAUGAUUUAAAACGUGCAACUGGAGAAUUUAUGAAGGACGGGGAUGAUGCUAAUAAAUUGAACAGAAUUCUUCAAUUAACUGGAUUCAGUGAUCCUGUAUAUGCUGAGGCAUAUGUCACAGUUCAUCAUUAUGACAUUGUACUCGAUGUCACAGUCAUUAAUCGAACAAAAGACACACUUCAGAAUCUAUGUUUGGAGUUGGCGACCAUGGGAGAUCUGAAGCUUGUUGACCGACCUCAAAACUAUACUCUAGCAUCACAGUCAAGCAAACAAAUACGUGCCAAUAUAAAAGUCUCUUCGACAGAAACUGGAGUCAUUUUUGGUAAUAUUGUGUAUGAAACUUCAAAUGUGCUCGAGAGGAUUGUUGUUGUCCUCAACGACAUCCACAUUGACAUCAUGGAUUACAUAUCUCCUGCCACUUGUGCUGAUACACAAUUUAGGAACAUGUGGGCAGAAUUUGAGUGGGAAAAUAAGGUUGCGGUUAACACAAUAAUACAGCAUGAGAAGGAAUUUUUAGAUCAUAUUAUCAAGUCAACAAACAUGAAGUGCCUCACCCCGCUCUCCGCACUGGACGGGAACUGUGGAUUUCUCGCUGCUAACCUGUAUGCAAAGAGUGUCUUUGGAGAGGAUGCCUUGGUCAACAUAAGCAUCGAGAAGCAGGCCGAUGGCAAAUUGAGUGGCUACAUCAGGAUACGGAGCAAGACACAAGGAAUUGCUCUCAGUUUAGGCGACAAGAUAACCCUCAAACAGAAGAGUGCCAGUUAGUAUUCUGCCCCCAUCUGAUAUUUUCUUGUUCUCUGCAAUCUUUGGUACUACAAUUUUUUCAAACAGGUCUUGCCGGUUGAUUCACUUCCAUUGUUUCUUUUCAAACAUUUAGUGCUAUAUUCCAUUGGUACGAGAAUUUGAUUCUAUGUUUUAUGUAAGAGUUCAUAAUUUUUGUCAAAGAAAGACCCAAAAAGUAAGCCUUGGAUAAGGUGAUGGUUUUCCUAA